AUGGCAGGGUACACUGAGAUUGAUGGCGCGUGCACUGCCGCAUGCAGCCCGCCAUGCCGUGAGGGGGCCACCUGCCAGGUGGACAGCGGGGUCAGCCAGUGCAAGUGUGACACAGAUGCCGGAUACACCAUGAUGGACGGCGGCCAGUGCAAGCGCUCAAACGCCCCAGUUGCUGACCCCUGUGGUGGAACGUGCGUGGGCGAUCGGCAGUGCAUGCAAGGGGUGUGCGAGUGCAAGGCGGGGUACACUGAGAUCGAUGGCGCGUGCACUGUUGCUGCCCCCUGUGGCGGAACAUGCAAGGCCAAUCAGCAGUGCAUGAAUGGGGUGUGCAAGUGCAAGGAGGGGUACACUGAGAUGGAUGGCGCGUGCACUGCCACGAGCGCCCCAGUUGCUGACCCCUGUGGUGGAACGUGCAAGGGCAACCGGGAGUGCAUGCAAGGGGCGUGCACGUGCAAGGAGGGGUACACUGAGAUGGAUGGCGCGUGCACUGGUGAGCUCAAGAAGAAAGGGCUUGAGGUGGCUCACGGUUGCUCAGCAGUGCGUCAACGUCCCAUGCCUCACUCUCACCUCACUCUCUCCUCACUCUCUCCUCACUCUCACCUCACUCUCUCCUCACUCCUCACUCUCACCUCACUCUCUCCUCACUCUCUCCUCACUCUCACCUCACUCUCUCCUCACUCUCACUCUGUCACCUCACUCUCACUCUCACCUGUCUCAGUGCACAUUGCUGACCCCUGUGGUGGAACGUGCGGGGAAACUCGGGAGUGCGUGCAAGGGGUGUGCGAGUGCAAGGCGGGGUACACUGAGAUCGAUGGCCUGUGCACUGGCUUGAACGCCCCAGUUGCUGACCCCUGUGGUGGAAUAGUGUGCGAGGGCAACCGGGAGUGCGUGCCAACGAACGGGCAAGGGGUGUGCGAGUGCAUGGCAGGGUACACUGAGAUUGAUGGCGCGUGCACUGCUCAUUCUCACAGCUCACAUGUUUGUCAUUUCUAUUCUCCAUGGGUGAUAUCUCUUGCCCAGACACCACCGUUCCACUCAAACGUACCUCCCAACGUGCCUCUCGCCCCUCUCAUCCCACCCACCCGCCCUGUACCAGCCGUGUGCAGCCCGGCAUGCUCCCUCUACGCCUCCUGCCAGGUGGCCAAUGGCACGGCGGUGUGCGUGUGCGAUGCCGGCUACACCAUGCUGGACAACGGCGAGUGCACGCCCGCAUGCAGCCCGCCAUGCUCUGCGGAGACCACCUGCCAGGUGGAGAAUGGGAUUGGCGUGUGCAAGUGCAACGCUGGCUACACCUUGCUGAGCAACGGCCAGUGCAAGGGUGAGUGCCGGGGAAGAGCAUUCAGCCUCUUCCCCUCCCUCAUGUCUCAGCAUUCAGCCUCUUCCCCUCCCUCAUGUCUCAGCAUUCAGCCUCUUCCCCUCCCUCAUGUCUCAGCAUUCAGCCUCUUCCCCUCCCUCAUGUCUCAGCAUUCAGCCUCUUCCCCUCCCUCAUGUCCUCUGCCGGUUCCUCAACCCGCUGAUCCGCUUGUCCCCCUUGCAGCCGUGUGCAAUCCUGCAUGCAAAGCCAAGGCUGAGUGUGUGGUGGUGGGAGGCGACUCUGUGUGCCGCUGCAAGCAGGGAUACAUGCUGAAGAAGAAGAGAUGCAUGCGCCGAGGAGGGCAGGCCAGACGACGGGGUGCUUGA
Molecule: messenger RNA, 1680 nt
Organism: Closterium sp. Naga37s-1
Lineage: Eukaryota; Viridiplantae; Streptophyta; Zygnematophyceae; Desmidiales; Closteriaceae
Source: the annotation of a GenBank genome assembly